Insectozyma verbasci is the source of this 1011-nucleotide messenger RNA. The record is from the annotation of a GenBank genome assembly. Lineage: Eukaryota; Fungi; Ascomycota; Pichiomycetes; Serinales; Debaryomycetaceae.
AUGGUUGUUAAUAAUCCAAAUAAUUGGCAUUGGGUAGAUAAAAAUUGUUUAGCAUGGUCAAAAACAUAUUUUGAAGAUAAAUUAACUAAUCUAACUGCAAAAGAUGAGGAUUCAACAGUGUCAAUUAGUUCAGUUUCAUCAGUUGAAGGAGAUGUAGACGUUUCACAAAGGAAAGGUAAAGUCAUAUCAUUAUUUGAUGUAAAGAUCAUAUUAGAGUUCAAGGGGAAAACUAAAAACGACCCAAAUGUAGAUGGUUCAAUCACUAUACCUGAAUUAUCAUACGACUCAGAUGAAUCUGAUUUACAAUUUCAAAUUUCAAUAUUUAAUGAAUCAAAAGAUAAUUUCUCAAUUUCAGAUUUAAUUAAACAAAAAUUAUUACCUCAAUUAAGAAAUGAAUUAAUUAAAUUUGGACCUGAUUUAAUUGAAAUUAAUCUGAAAGAUAUUCAAUUGGAUAAAGAUCAAGUUACAUCAACAUAUACAAAAGCAAACCAAGAGACUCAAAAAACAACAACUACUGCUUCUACUCCAGUUAAAGCGGUUGAAAAAACUCAAGAAAAACCAAAGGAAUCAAAAAAAUCUGUAAAUAAUACUAUUCCUAAAUAUAAUACGUCCACUUUACAUUUAGAACCAAGUUUCAACACCACAGCAGAACAAUUAUAUAAAACUUUCUUAGAAGAACCUAGAAUCACAGCAUGGACAAGAUCAUAUCCAAUAAUUGAACAACCAGUAAAAGAAGGAUCUGAGUUUAAAUUUUUUGGUGGAUCAGUCCAAGGUAAAUUUUUAAAAUUGGUUGAAAAUUCUGAAAUUAUUCAAUUAUGGAGAUUGGAUGAUUGGAAAAUAGGUCAUUAUGCUCAAUUGACAAUUAAAUUUGUUCAAGAUUCAAGUGAAACUAAAAUGAUUGUUAAAUUUACUGGUAUUCCAAUUGGUGAAGAAGAAAGAGUAAGAGAUAAUUUUGAAGAAAGAUAUAUUAAAUCAAUUAAAAUUACAUUUGGAUUUGGAGCUGUAUUAUAA